Molecule: messenger RNA, 489 nt
Organism: Schistosoma mattheei
Lineage: Eukaryota; Metazoa; Platyhelminthes; Trematoda; Strigeidida; Schistosomatidae
Source: the annotation of a GenBank genome assembly
AUGAACUGGGUCUUAGUUAGUUUCGUGAUCGUGUUUGUGAAGCUUGCCCUUUCUUGUGACGAGUUUGACGUCAGGCCGGUUACUUACUCUUCAAGCGAAGCAGUUCUCUCCACUGAAACCGUGAUUUUGAUUGAAGGUGAAGCCAAAUGUAAAGAAAAAGGAUCAUCAAAUUUGUACGCCGAGUUAAAUGGAGUCCUUCAACCAGUUGCCCGUCAUAUUGAAACUGACAAUUUUCAAGUAUCGUUCGUCUUUAAUCACAAAGAUGUGCCUAAAGGAGAAUAUACUGUCCGGUUUUACAAUGAAAAAGGUGUAACGGCUUAUCUGAGGUCUUCAAAGGGUGGUUUUGUAUCUGGCGUACCUCCUGUCUUCACAGUCACCGUUCGACAUAAGGGAAUCUCAUUCAAGCCUGUUGUUUAUUCCGAAACAGUGGCACUAUUAACGAUUAUGUUGAUAGCAUUUGGAGCUAUAAUUACGAAAAACAAAUUCUAG